AGUACCCAAUUGGCGCCCAAUUUUUCCAGCCCUGGUGUGGGCGUGUUUAUAGAGAAACCGCGAUACCGUCGAAAGGAACGGAUAAACCCGGAAGGAAACGAAAGAGUCGCGCAAGUGUCACACAAUUGGCUUGACGCAAGUGGAUAUUUCUUACCUAACCUCCUUAGAAGAAAAAUUUUAUUCUCUUCGCGCUGUUUACAUAUAUAUAUAUAUCCCCUCUGUCGCGAUUUAUUCGCGAUAUUUCGUUACAAAUUGUUCGUGAAUGAAUUUUUGAAAAAAAAAAAAAAAAAAUUUCACCCGCUUGGAAUGUCGAAGGGGUUCGAAAGUCGGGCGGAGAAUUCGAUAAAAGAUACCAGGCCGCCUGUGAAGGAUUCCGUGCUGGAACUGAGGACGAGAAUGGCACGAAUGAUGUCCAUCGUUGAUAUCACCCCACGCGACAGACGUUUGAUGGCGGGCCAGGAUCCAAAAUUUCAGAAGGAGGCAGCGGACCAAAACUUCGAUUACAUGUUCAAGCUGCUGAUCAUUGGGAACUCGUCUGUUGGUAAAACAUCCUUCCUGUUCCGCUACGCGGACGAUUCCUUCACCUCGGCCUUCGUAUCGACCGUAGGCAUCGAUUUUAAGGUGAAAACGGUUUUCAGACACGACAAAAGGGUCAAGCUACAGAUCUGGGACACUGCAGGUCAGGAAAGAUACAGAACAAUAACGACGGCCUAUUACAGAGGCGCGAUGGGCUUCAUCCUAAUGUACGAUAUCACGAACGAGGAGUCGUUCAAUUCGGUGCAAGAUUGGGUAACGCAGAUCAAGACGUACUCGUGCGACAACGCCCAGGUGAUCUUGGUCGGUAACAAGUGCGACAUGGAGGACGAAAGGGUGAUCACUACCGAGAGAGGCAAGCAAUUGGCGGACCAAUUGGGCGUCCAGUUCUUCGAGACGUCGGCCAAAGAGAACAUCAACAUUAAGACGGUGUUCGAGCAAUUGGUGGACAUUAUAUGCGACAAGAUGAGCGAAUCCCUGGACAAUGAUCCGACCCUGAUCGCGGGCGGAAUGGGCCAGGCGAAGGGCCAACGGCUCACCGACCAGCCGACGAAUCCAACAGACGACAAUUGUAAUUGCUAAGAACGUGGACGCCCGUCCACGAUCGCUAAGCCAAGAGAAAUAUUAAGAAGAACGAUAAUCGACGAGAAGAGUAAAAAAGAUAAGGAGAAAAAGAAGAAGAAGAAGAAGAGGAAGAAGGAGAAGGAAAAUAAAUAUUAUAGAAGAGAAACGCGUGUAUGUCUAUAUGUACAUGUGUGCGUAUGAACGCUGUAUGCGUAUGUGACCCGUGUGUAUCCAUAGUGUAUACAUGUAUGCGUGUGCAUGAAGAGAGGCGAAAGCGCGAAAGAGAGGUAAGAGGAGGAGAAGGAAGGAAGGAAGGUCGAGCGAUAAACACUGGCACUUCUGUUUACUUUGCUUCUUUCUCGCCUUUGUUUUUUUUUCCGCCCGUUCUUCGUUCCGCUCUUUUUCUUCCCUCCUUUCUCGAUCGAUAUAUUUAUAUAUGUACACAUAAAAUAUUAUGUAUAUGCGCAAGGGCGAACUGCGAAACUAUCGAUUGUUCGAAAAAUUUCACUUCGAUAAUUUUAAGAGGUGAAUUCUUCUUAUUUUCGAACAUCUUAUUUUUUUUUUUUUUUUAACGAUUUAAAUUUCAUUCUCUUCGACCCUUUGUUUGUUUUGAAUUAUAAUGGAAUGUUAGGUAAUAUGAUCCAAGUUAUAUUGUUGACGUUCGAGCACUUGGCAGAUUAGAGAAAAGCUCGAGUUUUUUUUUAUAUAAUAAAUCUCUCCUUUUUUUUUUUUUUUUUUUUAAAUAAUCGUUCUGACGUUCGAAGAUCGAUUCACUGACUCACUAUUUAUCAGUCACGCGAUUCGCCUUGUAUAAUACGUAUAUAAAUAUGUAUGACGAUUGUAGCCUGAUUACGCGGAGGUGUCAUCGAGCUAAUCCGAGUCCGAUCACGAGCAGACGUUGCAGCUUUUGUUUAUAUUUUUUUUUUCACCUUGGGUUCGACGGGGAAAAGUCGAAAAGAUGGAUUUCAGGGAUAUUCGUGAAAGAUGAGCAUUUGCAAACAGCGAAUUCUGAAUCGUUCGUGACAAGAAAAAGAAUUAAAAAAAAAAACGCGUUUAAAUUUACCGCCUUUUUCGCCUGCACGAUUUGAUUUCCAAUUUCUUUCUCGCUUUCUUUUUUUUUUUUUUUUUUUUUUUUUUAAAAAGAAAAAUUACAUCAUUCGGGAGAAGGAAUUGGCGUAUUUUUGAGAAAUUAAUCAAAUCUCUCCAAGUUUUUCGUUUUCUGCUCGAUUAAUCGACGAAAAAGCUGGACAAUAAGCGAGAGAGAGAGCGCGAACCGUUCGAAGCGGGUCGAAAAGAGAAAGGAAAGAAUUCUUCUCGAUUUCACUUCGAACGAAAGAUAAGACGGACGAACAUUCGAACGAAGCAGAACGUUGUCGUCCCUUCAGAGACACAACUCGAGAGCGAACUGAUACAAGGCGUCAUCUUUUCUUCGAUCUCCCUCAUUUUUUCUUUCUUUCUUUCUUUUUUUUCAUUUUCCAUCCUCUUUUCCCUCGAUCAGUUCGUUCCGGAUCUCUCUCGAAUUAAAUUUAUCGAGAUCCCCCCUCGAAGGAGUUCGAUCCAUCGGAGAAUUGACAAAACGUUGACGACUUUAAGCGCACCUUAAAUCGAACAUCUGAAAUUCUCGACCGGGAAGCGAAUAAGGAUUUUAGCACCGUCCACGCUUGAGAAAUACACACACACAAUUUUUAUUAUAUACAUAUAUAUAUUAAAGAAGAUACGAUUAAAAUAAAAUUCACGUGGAAGAUCUCUGCGUAACUGAAAUUUAGCACUGAUGACUCGUCGUUUCCAUCGAUGAUAAGAUAAGAUCAUUUCUUUUUUCAAGCGUGUUCGAGGCUUCGACUCCCCUGUCGACGCAACAACAACAACAACAACAAGUUUUAGGGCAAUUCUGGUAACGAGAAAAAAAAGGAAAAACAAAAAGCAAAAAAAAAAGAAAGAAAAACAAAAAUUGAAAAAAAAAAAAAAAGUCGAAAUAUAUCUGUACGUGUUGUAUUCUCAACAGGCGUUUCCUUUCCCUUCUCGCAAGGGGGGGGGGAGGGAGGGGGGGAGGGAAGCGUGCUCGUGUUUUUUUUUCACCACAAGAGGAGGCUGAUUCUCCCUCGAACCUAUCUGUUCUCGACGACGUCGAUCCGAUGCACAAUAUCUUUUAAAUAUCUUUUCGAAUCCUCCUUGAAGGCUCGUUCAAAAAGGCUCGAGCGCACCUGAGACGAUGUUAAUAGAAAUUGUUCGGCGACGGCUGAAGUACGAGUUGACGUGGACGCUCGAAAAGCACGAAAGAAGUCUCGUCGUCCCGUGGAUUCUCGAGAGAAAAAAAAAAAAAAAAAAAACGUUCAACAUUCCUCGGCGUCUUCCUCUUCUCGGGAGGAGGAAUUCAUUUUUUUUUUUUCCCCCUCCCAUCUCGAGACGAUCAUUUGUUAUAAUCGUGAGAUUUUUUAUUUUUUUUUUCGAUCGAUCGAUCAACAGCUGGGGGAGCUUGAACGUGAGCUAGAAUUAAAUUAUUCGCGCGAGAUUAAAUAAUUCUCAGGUGAGAGAAGAUUUGUAAUUGUUUAACAAAAAAUGCGUGCGGUUAACAACGCUGAAGUGAAUAGCAAAAAUUAUUGGAAAUUUUCUAAGAAGUAUUAUUGUAGCAAAAUUAUUCCGUAAAUAAUUGAUAGAGAGAGAAAGAGAAUGAGAGAGUGAGAGAGAGAGAGAGAGAAAAUUAAAAGCGUAGAAAGAAAUGGAGAUUUGUUAAAUUUUGUAAAAAAAAUUAGGAAACCGAAGAAGCGAGGAUUCUUUCUUGUUGUUCUCCCAAUUGUUUUACCAAUCGCGUGACAAUAAGAGAAGAAGAAUUUGUUUCGGAUCGAUCGGAAGGUGGGGAGCAUGCCGGCCAUUUUUGCUUGCUCGCGCAUGCUCGAUGCCCCCCCCCCCAUUUCUCGAGACGAUCGUAACGAUAAAUUUAACCGAGGCUCGCACGAUAAUGCAGAGAGAGAAUCGAUGUUCGUUGUUGGCAAGCUUUUUUAUCGACGGGUCGCAAAACCACAGGGACUUUAACUUCCGAGAGAAACAAUCAUACACCAUAGCAGAGAGUAUCUCGUAUCUUCGUGUCACUUGUGGACAACAAACAUCCAUGUUUCGAUGUUUGGAAAAAAGCAAAUUAUACGGGGCAUUCGUUGAUUUUCUUCGUUGUAACAUGUGAAACGAAAGGCUUACGAAGGCCGAAAAACGGCGUUUAUUUUAAGAUUUUUUUAAGCGUUCCACGAUAUACAUAUAUAUAUAUAUAUAUAUAUAUAUAUAUAUAUAUAUACAUCGUAUUUUGACCAUGAAUAGAUAUAAAAGGAGAGGAGCAACAAUGCGCGCAUCGAUAUUUGGCGUCAAUUAUCAUCGAAGAAAAAACAAAAAAAGAAAAAUAAACAAAUAAAUAAAAAAAAGAUAAGCGUCCAAUCCGAUUACUUCAGUCGUUGCUCGGCGUUAAAAACCUACUAGGCAAGCUGCCCUCUGUACAUAAAGAAAUAUAUAUAUAUAUAUAAAUACCUAUUAUAUAUUAUAUAUAUAAAUAUAUAUAUAUAUUAUUGAAUCUGUAAUGAAAAGUGUACUGUAAGCGUUAAUUAUUUCGUGUCAACUCAGAUACGAUUCACUAAGUCGCGGAAAUUGCAGCCUGCGCGCCAUCGUGUAAUCGAGAAUUAAAAGAAAUUAUAAGAGGAAAAAAAAAAAAAAAA
Apis mellifera (honey bee) is the source of this 4793-nucleotide messenger RNA. RefSeq names its product ras-related protein Rab-3 (gene Rab3). Lineage: Eukaryota; Metazoa; Arthropoda; Insecta; Hymenoptera; Apidae. The transcript has 4 exons. Bases 307 to 1116 code for a protein of 269 amino acids. Gene Ontology annotation, molecular function: GTPase activity; GTP binding. Gene Ontology annotation, biological process: regulation of exocytosis; protein localization to plasma membrane; protein secretion. Gene Ontology annotation, cellular component: synaptic vesicle; plasma membrane; endosome. The record is from RefSeq and is a predicted model, not a curated record.